AUGAAACAAUCUCGUAUUCUUUACAGGGAAGACAACGAGGAAAGUGAGAGCUGUAUCAAAACAACAACAAUCAUAUUUUUUGUUCUGUUUUUCUGUGGAGUUGUGGCGAUUGGAAUGGCUGUCACUUUUUUCUUUUUGGUAGAUAUUUGGGAAACACGAUUAUCUCCGGAUAGUAACGUCCCUGGAAACGAUGAUACAUCUUCCCCUGACACUUUCGACAUUAUCCAGGCAGAUUCAGCGUCUUCUAAAUUACGUGUGAUUGGAUAUUACAGUGAAUUCGAUGCACAAGAUAUUAGGAAAUCUCAACUUUCUAAACUGACUCAUGCAAUUGUUGCUUGUGUUACAAUGAAUUCUGAAGGAGAUCUAGAAUUCAAAGAGAAUAUUGAGGCCAAGCUUAAGAGUAUGAAGAAAAAAUCAUCGAAAUUGAAAGUCAUGAUGUCAAUUGGAGGAUGGGACAACUCGAAUCACUUUCCAUCGGUUAUGGAAAAUGGAGUCAACAUAUUCUGGAGAACACCACCCGAAACCCACAAAUUCCAUUAUUCGCAAUUUUUGAAAACGUUGAGAGAGGAAUUAGAUGCACAAGGAAAACUAGACAACAAACAGUAUGUGAUAUCGAUUAUGGCUCCUCGGCCUGGAAUCGAUAAUUGGGAGUCUGGAUUCGAUUUGGAUGAAAUCAUAAAGUAUGUCGACUUUAUAAAUGUUAUCUCGAUGGAUUAUUAUGCACCAUGGCCAAAUGAAUGGGGAAAACCAGUUGGUCCAUCAGCGCCUUUGUAUUCAGGAGGCGCUCCUCGGAAACAAUAUAACGUGGAUUAUACAAUGAGAUAUUACAUUGACGAAACAAAUCAGCCCGAGAAAUUCAAUCUUGUUAUUCCAUUUUAUGUGAGAUUGUGGAAAAACGUUGGAGAGAAACUGAAAGAGAGCGAAGUAUAUCGAGAUGUGGAACUGAAAGAUGGAAAAGUAGAAGGAGUACCGUAUAUGGAUCGAUGGACUGCUAAGAAUGAAGGAUGGAAAUUAACACCUGCAUCUUGGGAUGAAAAAACAAAAACGUCCUAUAUAUACAAUCCUGAAGCGAAGACUUUUUUGACUUUUGAAGAUGAGAGAAGCUUGGCUGAAAAGAUGCAGUAUGUGAAUGAGAAGAAUUUGGGAGCUUCAUAUCUUCCUAAUUCAAAUGAAACUUCUACAUUAACCACAACUCCGGCGACUACAACUUCCACGCCUAAGCUUUUAUCGUGUGAAAAACGAGUUGUUGGUUUUUAUUCCGAUCGUGAACAGAAGGAAAUAACAAGAGUGCAACUCUCUAAAAUUACUCAUGCCGUAUUCGUUAAUGCUGAAGUUGAUUGGGAGGGGGUAGUCACUCUAAGCAGUGCUAACAGAACGAAUCGGUUCACAGAUUUGAAAAAGAAAGCGAAGAGUGUGAAAUUCGAUGUGAAAGUGAUGAUAUCAAUUGGAGGAGUCGAAAAUUCACACGAGUUCAAUAAAAUAACAAAAAGAAAGGAGAAACGAGAAAAAUUCAUUGAGUCCAGUUUGGAAUUUCUCAGAAAACACAACAUUGACGGUGUUGAUUUGUACUGGAAAGACAACACAUUGGACGAAAGUUAUAUGAAAUUGUUGAAAGGCCUGCGACAAAAGUUUGACGACGAAGGAAAAAGUGAUAAUAAAAAUUUUAUAAUUUCAAUCACGCUGGCUGAACCAAAAUUCGGAAUUUCGAUGGAUCCCUUCGGCAUUUUGAAUUUAGCUGAUUUUAUCAAUGUUUACUCGAUGGAUUACUAUGAACAGACGUCAGCCUUUGCUACUCCAAUUUCACCGUUGUACUCUGGAGUUCGUGGUAGAAAAAACAACAAUGUGAACUCGACGAUGAAAUACUUUGUUUGCGAUACGAAGAAACCAAUAAAAUUCAACAUUGUUAUUCCCUUUUUCGUUAGAUUAUACGGAAAAGUGAAAGAUGCCGUUGAGGAAGGCAAGGAAGCGUUCAGAUAUUACGGCGGCUAUCCCUAUAAAAUGAAGACUCGAAAAACUUUGAGACAAUAA
This is a messenger RNA of Caenorhabditis remanei, 2028 nucleotides long. RefSeq lists its product as uncharacterized. Gene Ontology annotation, molecular function: chitin binding. NCBI's taxonomy places the organism in Eukaryota, Metazoa, Nematoda, Chromadorea, Rhabditida, Rhabditidae. Gene Ontology annotation, biological process: carbohydrate metabolic process. The transcript is spliced from 6 exons. Bases 1 to 2028 code for a protein of 675 amino acids. The record is from RefSeq and is a predicted model, not a curated record.